Molecule: messenger RNA, 1620 nt
Organism: Solenopsis invicta (red fire ant)
Lineage: Eukaryota; Metazoa; Arthropoda; Insecta; Hymenoptera; Formicidae
Exons: 3
Coding region: 466-924 (152 amino acids)
Source: RefSeq, a predicted model, not a curated record
GUUGCAUGCAAGCGUCGAGCGUCGAUCGUCAAGCAGCAGCCAAUCAACAAAGUCUGCUGCUUGACGAUCGACGCUGGCAUGCAACUGCACCUUUAAAUCGCUCGGCGAGCAGGUCCAGCUGCUUUGCAUAUUUUAACUCACAUUAAUACGUACAGUAAAGAAGUGCUGGAUCCUAAUAGCAGUGUUACAAUCUAAGUUUAAAAACUAGGCAUCGUACACAAUUUUGACAAAGGAAAAAUCGUCUCAGAAUUGACUCAGCUAUACGACACUUUAAAGACGAACGGUUGUUCUAAAUCACCCUGUAUAGUAAUCAACAAUCAAAAUAAAAGAUACGCCGACGACAACGAUAAGCGACGAAUAGUUCAGCAGGUUGUAACUUGUCGCAGACGAAAGAAGCUCGUACAGCCCGACGAGAGCAACUUUUAAGGGAAAACGAGAUUUACGAAGAAGCUGAAGUACUGUUAUAUGGCCCUAAGAUUGCUAGCCGGAAAUACUACUUUGGCAAAAUGGACUGCCAACUCACUACGUCGUGCCGGGCUGUGUGAAAAUCAUUUCGACCCAAGUUCCUUCAAGGAAGGACCAACAAAGAAGAAAAAUUUUAAGACGUUAAAAAGAGAUGUUGUUCCAGUGAAAUUUAACGGCUACUCACAACACGAAUUGGAAACAAAAAAUACAGGUACAAACCAAAAUUUAACGUUACCGGCAGAAAUAGAUAUAAAUAAUGACACAGAAAUAGUGUCACAAGAAAUUAUUACUGACAACGUCGAAAUAAAUUUCAAUAAUGACACAGAAAUAGUGUCCCAAACAAUUAAUAAUGAUAACGUCAAAAUUAAUGUUCCAAAUUACCGAUACAUUAAAACGUACCAACGUGCAAAAGAGAUGUAUUUUUAUUCUUCGGAUGAAGAAGAAAAUGUAAGUGAAUAGAUUAAUGAGGAACCAUCGGAGAUAAAAGAUGUGUGUAAUGUGGAUAUACCUGUAAUUGAAGAAAAAAGGGGGAAGCAUGCAAGCGAGAAAUCAAAAUCAGAAGUAGCACAAGUGGAACUUUUAAAGCGAGAAAAUCUUCGUUUGCGUAAAAUUAUUAAAAAGUUAAAAUUUUGUUUGCGUACUCGACAAAUUUCAAAUAGAAAAACGACAAGUAAAAAGAGCCAAAAAAAAUUAUACAAAAUUUUAUUGAAAAUCAAAAUUUACAUCCUGUUGCUCAAGCAAUGAUAACUUUGCAACUGCACACACCUAAUGCACCGUAUACGCAAGAAGAGAAAAGUCUUGCGCAACAAUUAUUUUAUUACUCUGCUUCUGCAUUGCGCCGCUUACGACAGGCAGGUUGCACGUUCCCUUGUGAAUGAACUAUUAGAAGAUGUCACGAAGAAUACAAUAUUGUGCCAGGAUUUUGCGAUUUUGUUUUUUUUAAACUACAAGAGAAACUCGCAGACUUGCCUGCGGAAGAAAGAGUAUGUGCCUUGAAAUGGGACGAGAUGUCAAUAAAAUCAUAUCAAGAAUAUUCACCUCAUUUAGAUCAAGUAGAAGGACUUGUAGAUCUUGGGCCUUUAGGAAGAAGAAACGAAAAUGCUAAAUGUGUUUUUGUCUUUUGCUUAGAUAGUAUUAACGCGCGUAACCCGUGGC